CAUGCUCGGGUACUGAUCUGUGAGUGCUUGAACUGGGUGGAAGUCUGAAGUGAGAAAGGACAGUGAGGCCUCCCCUCACCGGUACCCGCCGUCGUCCUGACCUUUCCUGCCCCCUCACUGACACUUUGGCACCGGGCUCACUGUCUUCCUGCUCCUGGCCUGAUUUCAGAGAGGCCCCCGUCCCUCUGUCUGUAGCCAGUUGCUGCCUGCCUCGGUACUUUCUCCUGCUUCUUGAUACACCAUCCUGACCAUCGCUUCUGGGGAAAACGGGCUACCUCGGAGGCUCCCCCUCCUCUGUCCGCCCUUUGAGCAGCGGUGUUUCUCUGAGUUCCUCCCUUAGCCCUCCGCUCCUCGCUGCCCGCUCUCCUUGUAGUUUCAGCCAUGGUGGCCCAUGUCUGAGCUUAUCGCAGCCGCUCAGCGUUCUGCUCAUUUCCUGGUCUCUAGCCCUAACCUUGACCUCACUCCUGAGUUUCACGGGUUUCUGCCUGCAUGUCUCCCAGUUACCAUAAAUCAACAAAGCAAGUCCCAAGUGGGUUUCCUCUUUCCUUCUGCUCUGGUUGUCCCAAGUACCCAAGCGUAGCGAAUUUUCCCAUCUUGCACAGUCACCCACACCAGGGACCUCGGUGUCCUCUCUGACUCCUCAUCACAGUCCACGCCUAAUGCACUGCCAUAUCCUGCUAACAGUCUCUCUUACACCCGCCUGAAUCUCUCCUGUUUGCUCUGCCGCAGUGGCUUGCCGUGUGUGGCUUGCCGUGUGUGGCUUGCCGCUGUCAUCUCUCCCUGAAUAGUGAUGGUAGCUCCCCAGCUGGUGUCCCUGCCCUGGGCCUGGUUCCUCCUGUCCUGAGCAGCCAGAGGGAGCGUCCUAAGGCACAGAGCUGACCGUGUGGCUCUCCUCAAGCAGGCUAGGCACUUGUCAUCUGUGGGAGUAGUCCGGGCAACUUCAGGGGGCCAGAAGGGCUCUCCGUGUUCAGACCCUGCUCACCUCUCCACAUUGUAUCCCAGUUUACAUUUCUCUGAUAGAGUUUGUAGGUACCUAGAAAUGUCCGCGUUUUCACCUAAGCAGUUCUUUGCCUAAAUUCCCUUUCCAGUUUACUUUAUCUCGCCACCUCCCUCUCAUCUUUCAUGGCUGAGCUCAGUUGCUGCCUUUUCUAGGAACAUCUUUUGAAUCCUCUAGUUGAGUGAGAUCAGUGUCCCUUCUGGGCUUCCGUGGCCUCUGGGAUUCUGUGGCACCCUCUAUCCUGCAUUCACAGCAUUAUUUUGACGUUAUUUAUUUAACAAAUGUUCAAACGUUGCUUACUCUAUACCUGGCACUGUUCUAAGUGUUUUACAAAUAUUUAAUCCUAACAGUAGGCCUUUGAGAUAAGGCUAAUAUUGUCUCCAACUUUUGGUAACAAAACUAGGCACAACAUUACAGAGCUCAUAAGUGACGGGGCGAGAUUUGAACCAAGGCCGUGUAGCUCUGGGGUCUGUGUGCCUCUCGUGUUUGUGGCCAGCCCUCCCCCACUAGGUAGCCGGUUACUUGACAGCUCCAGUAAUGGGCCUCGUACCUGCGUACCUGUAUGUUGACUUAUGAGUCCACAGCACAGAUAGGUCAGAGACAAUCGAGCUUUCCCUGUGAAACAGCUGGUAGGGCUUGUCCUGAAUGCUGUCUUCAUCACCUAGUCAUCCUGGUCCUCUUGGAGCACAGAGCAGCGCCCAACCCCCUCACUGUCUUCCGAGCACUCAGGCCCAAGCCGGAGAACAGCCCCUUCUGCUCGCAGUGCAGCCAGACUGAAUCUGUCGGGGUAGGCGUGGAGGCAGAAGGCCGUGGCUCGCUGUAGCAGGGAGAGCCCGCUGCGAAGAAGGCCCGCUCGAAUCCUCAGGUCUACAUGGACAUCAAGAUCGGGAACAAGCCAGCCGGCCGCCUCCAGAUGCUCCUGCGUUCGGACGUCGUUCCCAUGACGGCAGGCCUGCUCUCCAUGGCCAACUCCGGCCCGAACACCAAUGGCUCCCAGUUCUUCCUGACGUGUGACAAGACGGAUUGGCUGGAUGGCAAGCACGUGGUGUUCGGGGAGGUCGCAGACGGCCUGGACGUCUUGCGGCAGAUUGAGGCCCAGGGCAGCAAGGAUGGGAAGCCAAAGCAGAAGGUGAUCAUCGCCGACUGUGGGGAGUACGUCAGGUCCCGUGUGCUGAGGCUGGUCACCAGAAACCAUCAGUCAUCAGAGACAACGUCCAAGGCUGCCGCCUGCUGCUCUGUUGCCUGCCAGAGGCUCUAGAUCAAGGUGGUGACCCAAGCCUUGGUGGUGAGAUGCCAGGUCCCGAUGCCAUCUGCUGGGUGACCGUGCAGGUCCAGAUGCUUGCUCAAGGCUUCGUGGUAAGAAGAGAAACCCAGGAAAGCUCCCCCUUCAGCUUCUCAGAGGCUGUAGGUAGGACUCUGGACUUUGGGAGGAAACAGCGACACAACACAGCCCUGUCCUCCGUCCUCAGAGGCCCAGCCCCCCUGGGUCACCAAGUCACGGAAAAGCGCAGCUUUAAAGUAGACACAGCAGCCCCUCCUGGACAUGUUCUGGGAGGCGAGGGUUUUAACAGGAAGGCUAACAGGGGAGGCCCAGAUAUGCAAAUUCAUUGAACGUAGGACCACUAGUAGAUUCACCGAGUCGUGCACACACGGUGCCGACUGCUUUGUGGACACACCGGAUCCCCACCAUGGCCCUGCACGGGCAGAACUGAUCAUUCAGAGGAAAAACCUCUCACUUAGAGGUGACAUAAUUUGGUCAAAUUAACCAGGGGCAGAGCCUGGAUUCUAUGCGACGUCUACUGGCUCUAAAACCCACUGUAUCCUAUUCACAGCCUCCUUUCCUGUGAAACUGCAGGCCUUUUCCCUACAUAGAGACACAAAAGAACGGGGCUUUGCCUGGUGAACGACACCCGGGCCAGUGCCGGGCUCUGACUGUGGAGGCGUGCUGGCCAUGAGGCACACAGAGCAGUUCUCCCCACACCACUGGCCCCAGAUGUGGCUGUUUCCGGGCGGCCUCCCUUCCUGGCAGCACUUACUUGGCUGUCAGUGGGCCUGAGCUGACCACCCUGAUGUAUGCUUCUAAUGUGCUGCCUUCAACCUAACCUGGGCCAUUGGGCAACCAUAUAAUAAAUCAGAUGACUGUC
Messenger RNA from Hyaena hyaena (striped hyena), 3141 nucleotides. Its product is annotated as peptidyl-prolyl cis-trans isomerase E-like. Gene Ontology annotation, biological process: protein peptidyl-prolyl isomerization. The transcript is spliced from 8 exons. Gene Ontology annotation, molecular function: peptidyl-prolyl cis-trans isomerase activity. Gene Ontology annotation, cellular component: intracellular membrane-bounded organelle. NCBI's taxonomy places the organism in Eukaryota, Metazoa, Chordata, Mammalia, Carnivora, Hyaenidae. The record is from RefSeq and is a predicted model, not a curated record. The coding region runs from base 1869 to 2255 and encodes 128 amino acids.